This is a messenger RNA of Trichomonas vaginalis G3, 849 nucleotides long. RefSeq lists its product as uncharacterized. The record is from RefSeq and is a predicted model, not a curated record. The annotation marks the transcript as partial. NCBI's taxonomy places the organism in Eukaryota, Parabasalia, Trichomonadida, Trichomonadidae. The transcript has a single exon.
AUGUUUGUCAUAAAUAUAAUUUCAAAUAAUAAAUGUAUUUUAAAUUUAGAUACAUCAGGAAUUUAUCAAAUUGAAUUACAAGGUCCUGCAGGAUUAUGGACACCAAUUGUUUUAACAGAAGAUGAUUGGAUAGAAUAUAAAGUUGGUGGUUUAUUAAAAAGAAUUACAUUUAAUGAUAACACUUCUGUAAAAAUUUCUUCGAUCUAUCGUGAAGAGGGAAUUCAAACAACACCUCAAAUGAGAAGUGUAAUGAUUCAAACAGAAAUUACAUCUAAAGAAAUUGAUGAUAGGUUUGCACUUGAUGUACUGAAUGGUGAUGAAUUAAAUGAAUAUAUUCAGAAAUUGCUAGCUUCAAAUGGUGAUGAAUUUGUUGGAGUUGAAGAUGAAGAGGAAGAAGAUGAAAACGAACCUGUUGUUACCACAAGAGAAUUAACUGAUGUUGAAAAUAAUGAUGAAGAAGAUGAAGAAGAGGAUGAUGAUAUCGUUGUUGUCGGUGGUAAUGAUAAAGCUGAAUCAGGAACACAAACUCCAACUGAUGAAGGAACACAAACACAAAAUCAACCAAAAGCAGAUCAAUCAACACAAACAUUAUCAGCAAUUGAAAAGAUUGAUUAUUAUUCAAGAAAAAAUGGAAUUGAAAAUUCAUAUUCAUUUGACCCUGAAAUACAAGGAUAUAUAUUUCCUGAAGCAGUAUAUAAUUGUUCAAAUAGAGUUAAACAUUUAUUAGGUAUCAUUAACUUUCCAGCUAAUCAAUCACAAGUUGUUGUUUCUGAUCACGGUCCAAGAUUUAUAUUAAUUAAAUGUGAUCAAAUUAAUACUCCAAUGAGAUUCUCAAAUCAAUUAAUUCAU